Neopsephotus bourkii (Bourke's parrot) is the source of this 927-nucleotide messenger RNA. RefSeq names its product phosphopantothenoylcysteine decarboxylase (gene PPCDC). Gene Ontology annotation, biological process: coenzyme A biosynthetic process. Gene Ontology annotation, molecular function: FMN binding; phosphopantothenoylcysteine decarboxylase activity. The record is from RefSeq and is a predicted model, not a curated record. The transcript has 6 exons. Gene Ontology annotation, cellular component: phosphopantothenoylcysteine decarboxylase complex. Bases 68 to 700 code for a protein of 210 amino acids. Lineage: Eukaryota; Metazoa; Chordata; Aves; Psittaciformes; Psittacidae.
GCUGUUGCUAAUCAGUGCCUGGGAGCUCCAGCUGGAGGCCUGCUCUUACCCUGAGUUUGAUGGGAACAUGGAGCCCUCCUCCGCACCAGACCCAGGGAUUCCUGCAGGGAAGAGCUCCUCUAUGCCACAGAGAAACUACCGUGUCCUGGUGGGUGUGACUGGGAGUGUGGCUGCCCUCAAGCUGCCCCUUCUCAUCGCUGAGUUGCUGAAGAUCACUGAGCUGGAAGUGAAGGUGGUCACCACUGAGAGAGCAAAGCAUUUCUACAAUGUCCAGGAGAUUCCUGUCACCCUCUACAGUGAUGAAGAUGAAUGGCAGCUGUGGAAGGAGCGCUCAGACCCAGUGCUGCACAUCGAGCUCAGGCGCUGGGCUGACCUGAUGGUGGUGGCACCUCUGGAUGCAAACACGCUGGCAAAGCUUGCCAAUGGCAUCUGUGACAACCUGCUGACCUGUGUGAUCCGGGCCUGGGAUCUGAGCAAACCUCUGCUCUUCUGCCCAGCAAUGAACACAGCCAUGUGGGAGCAUCCCAUCACAGCACAGCAUGUGGAGCAGCUGAAAGGCUUUGGCUACACAGAGAUCCCCUGCGUGGUGAAGAAACUAGUGUGUGGAGAUGAAGGUCGCGGUGCCAUGGCAGAGGUGUGCACCAUUGUGGAGAGCGUGAAGAGGAUCCUGGAAGAGCGGGGCUUGCCAGCACAGAGCUGAUGUUUGGCACAUUCAUUGUGUUUGGUGCCUCCCUGAUGAUUUGAAGAUAAAACCAAGUGCUCUGCAACCGAAGGAGUGAAACGGUUGCUUCCAGCUGGUGCCAGCCUCCAAUGUGGUUGGUUCAGUGCUGCCGACUCUCAGAAACCGAAGCCAAGGCCAUGCUGCUUUAGUGUGGGAAAGCCCUGUGGUAUCUCACAGAGAUGGAACAACGUUCUGCCCGGCCACUC